Colletotrichum truncatum is the source of this 1302-nucleotide messenger RNA. RefSeq lists its product as uncharacterized. The record is from RefSeq and is a predicted model, not a curated record. NCBI's taxonomy places the organism in Eukaryota, Fungi, Ascomycota, Sordariomycetes, Glomerellales, Glomerellaceae.
AUGUCUUCCACUCUUUUUUUAAAGCAUCUUCUCAUAGGCGCGACCCUUUUGCCAGGCUUUGUAUUCUCUUCUCCGGUGGCCAACCCAGGCAGAGUUACCGUUCCAGCUUCUUUGGAGACCAUUAAACCCGAUGUCAUUCAGCAUGGAUUUUUGGAUGACGCUGCCCUUGAACGUCUCCAAGAGUCUUUAACUAGGUCAACACGACCAACACCAUCACCCAAGCCCAACAGGGUCAAGAGGCAGAUGACAAGCACGGCGCAAGGAUCGCUUACCAUCGCGACAAGUGAUGCUUUUGUAUCCAUUGAUGUCGGGGACAUCAACCGUGUCGACAGCAACCCAGCAAAUUGCCACUCUGAAACGCUUAACGGGCCAAUUCAGGGUCUACAGGUGUUUAUGGGUGCCGCUAACCUGCGUGCAAUGAAUGUUACCAGCUCGAGUGGCAACACGAGCUCCAUCACGACCAAGCUCGACAACAACAAGGAUGCUGGCGAUUUCACCUUCGAGAAUAAUGAGCGCAUUAAAGAAUUCUGGGUUCUUGAGAGCCAAGGCAACUUCCUCGGCUUCAACUUCACCACCGCCAACGGCAAAACCUACUCUGCUAUGGCCACUACUCUCCGAGACCCGCCUCCAAUGGUCAAGGUUCCUAUCGGCUCAGGCAUCCUUAGUCGUAUUCGCGUACAGUACUGCGAUAUAGGCCUCAUCGGUCAUGUAGGCUGGGAUUUCCUCGACGAUCUCCAGUCUGUGAGUAUCAGCAACCUGGCCUACUCUGGCUUCACGGACAACAUCAUGCCGUCCGGACCGGGCACAACCGUCACCGUUGGAUCUCAAAUCCUCGACAACCGUAAUUCCAGCACGGAGCAAAUGAUAACUAUCCAGACCAUCGACGCCGUCACCAAGUCUCACACGGUCAGUGUAAAUAACCAGUGGACUGUCGGCAACAAGGUCUCGGUUGAGACUGAGGCCGGCAUUCCAUUCAUUGGCAAGUCGAAGGUUUCCACCGAAUUCAAUUGGCAGGUUGGGAAGACCACGACCGAGGAAGACUCUGAGUCCGAAACGGUAACCAAGUCAUCUACCGUCAACCUUAAAUGCCCUGCUAAGAAGUAUUGCGUGGGCUCGUCUUUCUAUACCUCUUUUAAGAUGGACGUCGAUGUUGAGGCUACUUUCCGCGCAAAGACCAAGUCAGGCAAAGACUUCUUCUGGGUGCAGAAGGGCAAGUACUCUGGUGCCGAUUCCCUUGCACUGCAGCUGCAGGUUGACGAAGCUGACAAUGUCAUCCGGCGCGGUAUUGCAAAGGAGUUUUGA